This is a messenger RNA of Silurus meridionalis, 4512 nucleotides long. It is a transcript of the gene kifap3b, whose product is annotated as kinesin-associated protein 3b. The record is from RefSeq and is a predicted model, not a curated record. Gene Ontology annotation, cellular component: axoneme; ciliary transition zone; kinesin II complex. Gene Ontology annotation, biological process: cilium organization; microtubule-based movement. Bases 124 to 2412 code for a protein of 762 amino acids. Gene Ontology annotation, molecular function: kinesin binding. The transcript is spliced from 20 exons. Lineage: Eukaryota; Metazoa; Chordata; Actinopteri; Siluriformes; Siluridae.
ACACACUAUAUUGAUGGGUUUGGAACACGAGCCGGUGCAUCAGUAUUUUGACAUAGGCUACAGUAAAAUCCUGUUUCAUGGUUAGUAAUAUUAUAAAUAAAUACAGUAUAAAGAGGGAAUAAAAUGCAGUCGGAUGACGCGCAGUAUCUAAAACGGAAAGUGAAGACGGGGAAUAUCGAUGUUCACCCCACGGAGAAGGCCCUGGUGGUGCACUACGAGGUGGAGGCUUUCGUCUUGGGAGAAAAUGGUGACUCUGUACAUGAGGAGCGUAAAGAAUGUCAGAAGGUAAUACGACUGAAGAGUCUGAAUUCCGGGACGGACAUCUCCUCUCUCGCUAGGAAAGUGGUGGAGGAAUGUAAACUCAUCCAUCCUUCCAAAGUGGCCGAAGUGGAACAUCUUCUCUUCUACCUGCAGAACCGCAAGAAGGCCGGCAGUAAAGAACGAGAGGAGAAGAACCUGGUGAGACCCCGAGAACUCACUCCGUUUGAGGGGAUGGAGCUGGAUGAGGAGGCCAAUAUCAAUAAGAUUGAGGAUUACAUUGAGCUGCUGUAUGAAGGAAUUCCGGAGAAGAUCAGAGGAUCCACUCUCAUCCUCCAUCUCGCACGAAAUCCAGAUAACCUGGAGGAGCUGCUGCAUAACGAAGUUGUGCUUGGUGCACUGGCGAGAGUGUUGAGAGAAGAUUGGAAACAGAGUAUGGAGUUGGCCACCACCAUCGUUUACAUCUUCUUCUGUUUCUCCAGCUUCUCCCAGUUCCACGGUUUGAUCACGCACUAUAAGAUCGGCGCUUUGUGCAUGAACAUCGUCGAGCACGAGCUGAAGAGGCACGACGUCUGGCAGGAAGAGCUGGAGAAGAAGAGCAAAACCUGUGAAGAAGACCCUGACAACCAGAACCUGAAGAAGGAACACGAAAAGGCCUACAAGAAAUACCAGAGUCUUCUCAUAAAGCAGGAGCAGCUGCUAAGAGUGGCUCUGUAUCUGCUCUUAAACCUGGCUGAGGACAAGCGCACAGAGCUGAAGAUGAGGAAUAAGAACAUCGUACAGCUGCUAGUUAAAACUCUGGAUCGGGAUAACGAGGAGCUUCUGGUGCUUGUUGUCUCCUUCCUUAAGAAGCUUAGCAUCUUCCUGGAGAACAAGAACGACAUGGCAGAGAUGAACACGGUGGAAAAGCUGGUGCGUUUGGUGCCGUGCGAUCAUGAAGACCUGCUGAACGUCACGCUGCGUCUCCUGCUCAACCUCUCCUUUGAUACUGGACUACGAAACAAGAUGGUGCAGGUCGGCCUCCUGCCCAAACUCACCAGCUUGCUGAGCAAUGAGACUAAUAAACAGAUAGUGAUGUGUAUCCUGUACCACAUCAGCAUCGACGACCGCUCCAAAUCCAUGUUCGCCUACACUGACUGCAUCCCUCAGCUGAUGAAGAUGUUGUUCGAGAACAAAGAGGAGAGAAUCGACUCUGAGCUCAUCUCCUUCUGCAUCAACCUAGCGGCUAACAAGAAAAACGCUCAGCUUCUCUGUGAAGGAAACGGUCUGAAGAUGCUGAUGAAGAGAGCACUGAAGUCUAAAGACCCGCUGCUUAUGAAGAUGAUCAGGAACAUCUCACAACACGACGGCCCGCUCAAACAGCUUUUCCUGGAUUAUGUCGGGGAUCUGGCAGCUCAGAUCAGUCCUGAAGAAGACGAGGAGUUUGUGAUCGAGUGUUUGGGCACGUUGGCGAACCUCACCAUCCCCGACCUGGACUGGGAGCUGCUGCUCCGCGAGUACAACCUCGUUCCCUACCUCAAGGAGCACCUCAAACCUGGCUCAGCAGAGGAUGACCUGAUCCUGGAGGUGGUUAUACUGAUCGGCACGGUGUCUAUAGACGACUCCUGUGCUGCCAUGUUAGCCAAAUCUGGCAUCAUUCCUGCUCUUAUUGAGCUUCUUAACGCCCAACAGGAAGAUGAUGAGUUUGUAUGCCAGAUCGUCUAUGUUUUUUAUCAGAUGGUUUUCCACCAGGCCACCAGAGAUGUCAUUAUUAAAGACACUCAGGCUCCGGCAUACCUCAUUGACCUGAUGCAUGACAAGAAUGCAGAGAUCAGGAAAGUGUGUGACAACACACUGGACAUCAUCGCAGAGUAUGAUGAACAGUGGGGUUGUAAGAUUCAGUGUGAGAAGUUCCGCUGGUUUAACUCUCAGUGGUUAGAGAUGGUGGAGAAUCGAGAGACGGAGACAGAACCGUUCCUCUUCGGAGACAACGAGGCUCUGGAACCACCAGACCUGUUUUACAGCACAGAUGGAAUGCCUCCAGAUGCAGGUCUGAGUCCGGACUCCUACACUCAGUACGAAGACUUUAGUUCAUGCAAUGGAUUAAACGGCCGUCCUGCCACUGCAUACGGGUUUCGCCCAGACGAGCUGUUCUACCAUCAUGUCUCCAGCUAGAGGACCACAAUCAUCCCUCAUACACGUUAUCCAUUUCAAACACCACACCAAGUCCAGAAUUAGACGUCUGCCCUAAACAAAACAAAAAAUCCCAGCAGAUUCCUUUUUCAGAGAUUUCAUAUAAACAAGAAGCUUCUCUGAGCACACAUUUAAUUUAUACAGAUUACGAUUCCAGAUUUAAUAUAAUUGGAAAGGAUUUAACAACAUCCAGACUAAGAUAUCUAUAUCAUAAAACAUUCAGAUUAAGAUAUUCAAAAUAAAUAAAGAAUUUGACAUCAGACAUUCACUAAAAAAAAUCUAUCCAUAUUAGAAUAUCCAGAUUAAAAAAAAAAAAAAAAAAAACAGACUGUGAGAUUAUCAGAAAUCCAGAUUAGGAAUAGCAAGAUUGAGAUGAUUUACUCCAUUUCAACUUUUUCUUCUUUUCCUGGUGAACGCCACAGGCAUUCUAGAUCAGGCAUCCAUAUCAAGUUAAGAUGUAGCUGUCUGGGAUUAUAAUAUCUCCAAUCGUUCUGGAUUAACACAUUCAGAAUAAGAAGUCCAGAUUAUGAUAAAAUAAGCUUCAGGUAAAGAGACCUUGGAGUUUUAAACCAGAUGAAAAUUAAAUCCCAAUGAAGAGAAAUAUGACAGAAUACAUGUACAUAAGAAUGAAAUCCAGAUUAAUGCACGAGGAGUUGAAGGAAAAUCAGGAAAAUGGAUGAAAAACGCUCUUGAAUUUCUAGAAGUUUCUUUAUUUUGAGCAUCACCGAUGCAAAUUCUGCUCUAACCUCACUGAUCUUUUUUUCAUCCAGAAUAAUGUGAUUUUUAUUAUUUAUAUCAUUUAGUUGAGGAACAGUUUGAACUGACUGCACUUUAAUAUUUAUAACUUUAAUUUCACAUGAAUUCAGCGCUUGAAUACGUUUACGUACACCUUUUCCUGAUGGUGUGUUUAAGUAGUAGCGUUUGAAUGUUCAGCUUUGCCUAAACUCUUCAUGAAUACGCUAAUAAUUACUACAGGCUUCACGAAUUAGAAAUACACGCACUCUGACUUCAUCUACACAUGUUUACUUCAUUCCUCGCUGACAGAAGUACAUUGUUCGCUAUCGAUAAUUCGCUAAACUCACGUUAUAAUGUUACCACACUAUUGUUUUAUUGAUUUGCUCAGUUCAAGAACGGCCAAGCUAGCACUAAUAAAUCAUUGAUUAUUACCCAAACUAGCAUUAAUAAACAAUUACCAAAUCUACCAAUUAUUGAAUGAACGAUCUCAGCUAGCAAUAAUCAAUUAGUUGUUAACUCGGCUAGCAUUAAUGAAUGAUCUCAGCUAGCAUGAAUUAUUUAGUUGUUAACCUAGCUAGCAAUAAUUAAUGAUCUCAGAUAGAAUUAAUGUAUUAAUUCCUAACCCGACUAGCAUUAAUUAAUAAUCUUAGCUUGCAUUAAUGAAAUAAUUGGUAUUCAAUAAUUUAUCUCUGCUAGCAUUAAUAAAUUACUUGAUUUUAACCUGGACCACAUGAAUUAUCUCAGCUAGCAUGAAUUAAUUAUUUAUUAAUCUGGCUAUCAUUACUUAAUUAUCUUAGCUAGCAUUAAUUGAUUAAUUAUUAAUGUAGCUAGCAUGCAGACAACUAGAGUGAACUAUUACAUGUUUUGGCUUCACAAUUUGUACCAUCCUGACAUUUAUGUAUUAGCAAAUAUUUGUCAUUAGCCUAGCAUGUACAGAAUAACUGAACAUUCAGUGUUUCAAAUGACUGAGAUUGACGACUCGAGCUGUGUGAAUAUAUACGAUUGUUUUUGUAGCAGACAUGUUGAUUGGCCACUCUUUGUACUGAUUGUACUGAUGCAGAACCAUUCACACUCUGUUUGAAAACUAUUUCGAUCGCUUUAUAUGUAGCCAUAUUUCGCUAUUCUUUCUGAUUGCAAUCUGUGCACUUUUUUUGUUGUAUAUAUUUAGAUUUUCAGCCUUUAUAUGAGUUUUAUUCGUUUUAAUUGCAUUAUAUUCAGACCACUUGACAAAAGCAAUGAGGUCAUAUAGAUAAUUAAGAAAUUUUAAUGUAACGACGAGAAUAUAAAGUCUCCCUGCAUUGCAAAUAGAAAAUGUGAAACAUGAAAUAAACCGAUGUUCAAAUAAAA